AUGGGCGUGUUCACUGCUAUUAUGCUUUCUUUUUGGCCGAACAGCGUGGAUUGAAGCGGUGAACUGAGAGCUGUUACUGAUUCGUUCUGCGAGAACAGCGACUUCUAGAGCUGAUUCAGAAUGGAGUCUUCAUUGAGUGCAGCUCAAAUACGUCAGAAGUUCAUUGACUUCUUCGGCCGCUAUGAGCACCAGUAUGUUCACUCGUCUUCCACCAUCCCACUGGAUGACCCCACGCUGCUUUUUGCCAAUGCCGGCAUGAACCAGUUCAAGCCCAUCUUCCUCAACACCAUCGAUCCCUCCCAUCCCAUGGCCAAGCUGCAUCGUGCAGCCAACACCCAAAAGUGUAUCCGAGCAGGAGGCAAACACAAUGAUCUGGACGACGUGGGUAAAGAUGUCUACCACCACACCUUCUUUGAGAUGUUGGGCUCCUGGUCCUUUGGAGACUAUUUCAAGCAACUGGCCUGUAAGAUGGCCCUGGAGCUGCUGACUCAGGAGUUUGGUAUUUCCAUUGAUCGCCUGUAUGUCACCUACUUUGGAGGGAAUGCUGAUGCAGGCCUGGAGCCUGACCUGGAGUGCAAACAGAUCUGGAUAGACCUGGGGAUGGAGGAGGCUCGCAUCCUGCCAGGCAGCAUGAAGGAUAACUUCUGGGAGAUGGGAGACACGGGUCCCUGCGGUCCCUGCAGCGAGAUCCACUACGACCGCAUUGGAGGCAGAGACGCCGCUCACCUGGUGAACAUGGACGAUCCCAAUGUCCUGGAGAUCUGGAACCUGGUGUUCAUUCAGUUCAACAGAGAGUCUGAGACGGAGCUAAAGCCGCUGCCUAAGAAGAGCAUCGACACAGGGAUGGGUCUGGAGCGCCUGGUGUCCGUACUGCAGAACAAGAUGUCCAACUACGACACUGACCUCUUCGUCCCUUAUUUUGAGGCCAUUCAGAAGGGUACUGGUGCUCGACCUUACACGGGUAAAGUGGGUUCUGAGGAUGCUGACGGCAUUGACAUGGCCUACCGUGUCCUCGCUGACCACGCACGCACCAUCACCAUCGCCCUGUCAGAUGGCGGUCGGCCAGACAACACGGGACGAGGUUACGUGUUGAGGAGGAUCCUGCGUCGUGCCGUUCGUUAUUCACAUGAGAAACUUGGAGCUCAGAGGGGUUUCUUUGCAUCUCUGGUGGAUGUGGUGGUUGAUUCCCUGGGUGAAGCUUUCCCAGAGCUGAAAAAAGACCCCGACAUGGUUAAAGAUAUCAUUAACGAGGAGGAGGCGCAGUUCCUCAAAACCCUCAGCAGAGGGCGCCGCAUCCUGGAUAGGAAGAUCAUGAGUCUGGGAGAAUGUAAAACCAUCCCAGGUGACACAGCAUGGUUGUUGUACGACACAUACGGUUUCCCUCUGGACCUGACGUCCCUCAUCGCUGAGGAGAAGGGCAUGGGAGUGGACCUGGCUGCCUUUGAGGAGGAGAAGAAGGCUGCACAGUUGAAGUCUCAGGGUAAAGGUGCAGGAGACGAGGACCACAUCAUGCUGGACAUCUACGCCAUCGAGGAGCUGAGAAACAAGCAGAUACCAGCCACAGAUGACUCUCCCAAAUACAAAUACUCCUCAAAUGAAAACGGAAACUACGACUUCCAGCAGGCCUCGGCUACAGUUCUGGCUCUGCGGCGCGACCGAGCCUUCUGCGAUGAGGUGACGACAGGUCAGGAGUGCGGCGUGCUGCUGAACCAGACCUCGUUUUACGCAGAGCAGGGAGGACAGACGUUUGACGAAGGCUACAUGCUGAGAGAGGAUGACAACACCGAGGACCGGAUGGAGUUCACAGUGAAGAACACGCAGGUUCGGGGAGGAUACGUCCUUCACGUCGGUACCGUUUAUGGAACGUUGAAAGUUGGAGACUGCGUCACUCUGCAUGUAGACGAGGCUCGCCGCCGGCCCAUCAUGAGCAACCACACCGCCACUCACAUCCUAAACUUCGCCCUGCGAGGGGUUUUGGGGGAGGCAGAUCAGAGGGGCUCCCUGGUUGCUCCUGAUCGCCUGCGCUUUGACUUUACUGCUAAAGGUGCUAUGAACACAGGGGAGAUCCGCCGGACCGAAGAGAUCGCUUGUGCCAUGAUAAGUGAUGCAAAGCCUGUAUACGCCAUGGAAGCUCCCCUAGCAGAGGCCAAGGCCAUCCAGGGUCUGCGUGCCGUCUUUGAUGAGACCUACCCCGACCCUGUCCGGGUCGUAUCUAUCGGCAUCCCCGUCCAGGAGCUGCUUGGUGACCCCAACAGCGCUGCAGGGUCCCUCACCUCCAUCGAGUUUUGUGGUGGAACCCAUCUGCAGAACUCUGCUCACGCUGCGCCAUUUGUCAUCGUCUCAGAGGAGGCCAUAGCUAAGGGCAUCCGCCGCAUCGUCGCUGUGACAGGAACAGAGGCCCAGAAGGCUCAAAGGAAAGCCGAUGCCCUGCAUCAGUCUCUGUCUGCACUGGGAGACAAAGUGAAGCAGCAGACAUCUCCGAACAAAGAUGUACAGAAAGAGAUCGCCGACAUGACGGAGUCGAUCGGCAUCGCGGUGAUCUCUCAGUGGCAGAAAGACGAGAUGAGGGAAACCUUAAAGGGCCUGAAAAAGAUCAUGGACGACCUGGACCGUAGCUACAAGGCCGAUAUCCAAAAGAGAGUCCUGGAGAAGACGAAGGAGGUCAUCGAGAACAACCCCAACCAACCACUGCUCAUCAUGGAGAUGGAGACGGGAGCCUCAGCAAAGGCUCUGAAUGAAUCACUGAAGCUGCUGAAGUCGCAGUCCCCUCAGACCGCUGCCAUGCUCUUCACCGUCGACCCAGAUGCCGGAAAGAUCACCUGCCUGUGCCAAGUCCCUCAGGAUGUGGCCAACCGCGGCCUCAAGGCCAGCGAGUGGGUUCAGGAACUGUGCCCCCUGCUGGACGGCAAAGGAGGCGGCAAAGACAUGUCGGCCCAGGCCACCGGCAAGAACACAGUAUGCCUGCAGGAGGCGCUACAGAUGGCCAAUGAGUUUGCUCGGCUCAAACUGGGAGAGAACUGAGAGGAGAGGGAAGGAGGUCAGGAACCUUAGAAAAGUCUGGUUUUUCCCACCCCGACUGAUGACCACUGACACUCAGCCAGCAGCCCAUGAGCCACUCGUAUUUAUUGGGACUUUUCUCUGGACAUAAAUUGAUGAUAUAACAUCCUUUCAGGCACUUUUAACUGAGACAGGAUGAAGGAAAAUAUGAGAAAAUAAUUUCAUUGUGUCCACUGCAUUAUUGCAUGUCCACAUGCAGAGACAAAGUGAUGUAUUUUGCUUUAGCCUCCGAAUACUACUGUACAGCUCAGAUAAAAUAAAGAACAUGUAAAAACUGCAGGUUCCUCUGAGAACAGGGCACUUAAUGAAGCACAUCCUGCCUCUGAGCUCCCGUUUCAUCUCACUGUAACCCCCUUCGUACCCCUGAGGCCCUUUGUCUUUCUUUUGGCUGCUUGCACCACUUGAGCGGAGCCCGAGGAGGAGAAGUAAUAAGUCAGCUUAGCUCUGAAACAACUGCGGUGCAGUUUUUACUCUGUGCCCUUCGCUGGCUCCAGGCUUUCUGUCUGAUCUAUGAACAGUGGCGCCGUCCAUCAGUGUGAGCCAAACCCAGUUUUCACUGGUUGGACUGGAGGUGUUCGUGCUGUAGCUGUACCAUAGUCUCCAAACAUCCAGCCUUUAUCUGACAUUUAGUAGAUUAAUGAUUCGUUAACGGUGUAAAUUGAUCAUGAAUGUGUUCAGUAACCGAUCUGUGUAUCUUCACAUUGCUGACAUUUAAUAUUGAUUGAAUGCAGAGUGUCUUAUUAUUGUAGCUGUUCCAUGUUGCAGAAAUUAUGAGGAUGGAAUAAAUAUGACUGGUAAAUGCAA
Messenger RNA from Melanotaenia boesemani (Boeseman's rainbowfish), 3861 nucleotides. RefSeq names its product alanyl-tRNA synthetase 1 (gene aars1). The transcript has 21 exons. Lineage: Eukaryota; Metazoa; Chordata; Actinopteri; Atheriniformes; Melanotaeniidae. Gene Ontology annotation, cellular component: mitochondrion; cytoplasm. Gene Ontology annotation, biological process: alanyl-tRNA aminoacylation; tRNA modification. Gene Ontology annotation, molecular function: nucleic acid binding; aminoacyl-tRNA deacylase activity; amino acid binding. Bases 121 to 3021 code for a protein of 966 amino acids. The record is from RefSeq and is a predicted model, not a curated record.